Molecule: messenger RNA, 3000 nt
Organism: Carica papaya (papaya)
Lineage: Eukaryota; Viridiplantae; Streptophyta; Magnoliopsida; Brassicales; Caricaceae
Source: RefSeq, a predicted model, not a curated record
GCAAAAUGGCAUUCAAGUGUUAUGCAUGGGAACCACUGAGUAGCUUCACGUACGGGAGUUCCCAUAACUGUCUUCUAAGUUUUUAUGAAUAAAAAUGCCAUUUCUAACAGAGGGAAUUAAACAGACUAGUGUUGAAGAAGUUUGAAAGCUACUCGUGUAGAACGGAUAUGCAGCUUCUGGCCACUAUUUUAACUUGUCCAGGUUGGUUUUGUUUAUGCUGAAUCCUUGACAGUUUCAGCAAUAAUGGGUGGUAAUAUCUUAUCUUCACAACAAGUUAUUGAUAAGCUGGUCAAGAUGGGAUUUAACGAUUCAGAUGUCAUGGAGGCCGUGAGAGCAGUAGGUCCAUCGUGUGAUGAUGCUGUUGAGUACAUACUGAAUGGUUGUGGUAGGAAAAUUCAGGUUGAGCCAAGUAGUUCCAACUGUUCGACAAGAGGCAAGAAGAUCCUGGGGAAACGAGUUUUGUCAUCCUCAUGUUCUUUGGGUCAAAUGCGACAGUCUAGCAUAUUGGAUCACUACCAUUCUGCACUUAGGCCAAAGAAAAGCAGAGCUGAUGUUAUUCCUGUUGUGUCAGUUUCUCAGGCAGAGGAUCCUCAUCUGCCAAGAGAACUAAAAGAACCUUUCCCUGGCAUUGACUGUGACUCCAAAGUUGUGCCCGAAUUGUUGCCUUCUGGCUGCCCUCAGGAAGUGGACACUGGAUCAGACUGGGAGCAAAAAGUUAAUAGACUACUAAGGAAGCAUUUUGGUUAUUCAUCAUUGAAGUGUUUCCAGAAGGAGGCAUUGUCAACUUGGCUAGCUCACAAAGACUGCCUAGUCCUUGCUGCAACUGGAUCUGGGAAAUCUCUAUGCUUUCAGAUUCCAGCACUGUUAACCGGGGAGGUGGUUGUUGUCAUUUCCCCCCUGAUAAGCUUAAUGCAUGACCAGUGCUUGAAACUAUCAAAACAUGGAGUCUCUGCUUGCUUUCUGGGAUCUGGGCAACCUGAUAGCAGUGUGGAAAAGAAAGCAAUGAAAGGCAUGUAUAACAUAAUAUAUGUUUGUCCAGAGACAGUCAUACGACUGGUAAAACCACUCCAGGGACUCGCAGAAAGUCAUGGAAUCGCUUUAUUUGCAAUUGACGAAGUACAUUGUGUGUCUAAGUGGGGCCAUGAUUUUCGGCCUGAUUAUAGGCGGUUGUCUUUGUUGCGGGAGAACUUCAGUGCUAACAAUUUGAAAUUCUUAAAAUUUGAUAUACCACUAAUGGCAUUGACUGCUACUGCAACAAUUCGUGUUCGAGAAGACAUUCUCAAAUCACUCUGCAUGUCAAAGGAAACAAAAAUUGUGCUCACAUCAUUUUUUCGGCCAAAUUUACGAUUUUCAUUAAAACAUAGUAGAACAUCAUCAUCAUCUUCAUAUCGGGAAGAUUUCCAGCAGUUGAUAGACAUAUAUGGCAAAAAGAAGAAGACCAACUGGAUGAAACAAACCACCUUGAUGAAACAAACCAGAAGCCCACAGGAAGUAGAAGAACAAUCUGAUAGUUCUUUUGGUAGUGUAUCUGCAUCAGAUGAUGAUGAUGAAGUAAAGUCGAUAGAGGAACAUGUGUCAACUGCUUCAAGAGGACGAGAAAUGACUGUCGAAUAUUUGGAAAGUGAAGCUGACAUCUUCCAAAAUGCAGAUGAUUGGGAUGUUGCCUGUGGUGAAUUUUGUGGACAAUUUCUUUCUCAAGACUGGAAUUUGUGUGGAUCAUUCAGGACAGUGGAUCAAUUGUAUAAGCCUGAAGAAGGGCUGAGACUCCAGCAGGAGCCUUUAGAAGGACCUACCAUCAUAUAUGUUCCUACAAGAAAAGAAACCAUAAGUAUCGCAAAGUUUCUCUCUAAAUGUGGUGUUAAAGCUGCUGCUUAUAAUGCAUCGUUGUCUAAGUCACACCUAAGGCGGGUUCACAAGGAAUUUCAUGAAGACAUGCUAGAGGUUGUUGUUGCCACUAUUGCGUUUGGGAUGGGGAUUGACAAGUUAAACGUCCGCAGAAUUGUCCACUAUGGUUGGCCACAGAGUUUGGAAGCUUAUUAUCAAGAAGCUGGCCGAGCUGGACGGGACGGGAAGUUGGCUGAUUGUAUACUUUAUGCCAACUUAUCCAGAGUACCAACACUUUUGCCAAGCCGUAGAAGUGAAGAUCAGACAAAACAAGCAUAUAAGAUGUUAUCUGACUGCUUCAGAUAUGGAAUGAAUACUGCAUGUUGUCGAGCAAAAAUGCUAGUGGAGUACUUUGGAGAAGAUUUCAGUUACGAAAAGUGUCACAUAUGUGAUGUUUGUGUUGAUGGGCCACCUGAAUUGGAAAAUCUGAGAGAGGAAGCAAAUAUUCUAAUGCAAGUUAUUGCUUCUUGUUAUGUGCAGAGUACUCUUGUGGAUGUGCCAUAUGACGAUUAUGGGUGUAGUGAUGGUAGAGACUUGAAACCUUUUGAGAAGCCAACCCUCAGGACUUUCGUUAGUAAGAUCCGGGAGCAGUCGCAAAAGUUUAUGGCAACUGAUCUUUUAUGGUGGAGAGGCCUUGCUCGGAUUAUGGAGAAUAAAGGUUACAUCAAAGAAGGAGACGGAAAGAUAUAUGUUCAGAUAAAAUUCCCCGAGCCAACAGAAGCAGGACUAAAUUUUCUGCAAUCCGAUAAGUGUCAACAACCUUUCUAUAUCUACCCAGAAGCAGAUAUGUUGCUUGCAACCAAAAAAGAUUAUAGUUUCUCUGAAUGGGGAAAAGGCUGGGCUGAUCCUGAGAUUCGUCGUCAACGCCUGCAAACAAGGCGACCGAAAAGGAAGCGAAGAAAAGUACGAGUAAGAAAAUCGAGAACUGUUCGAGGCAGAAUAGAAGCAAAACUGUCCAAGAAGAAGUGAUGAAGAUCAUGAUUUUCAUACAUAAAUGUAUUUGGCCAAAUAUCUUGCUUUGAGUAAAGCAAAUCUUUGCCAUAAAUGUUCAUCCAAAUUACUCAGGAUGUGUGUAUGUCGAUCAGGAUUUACAUUAAGUAAUAGAUUCAUAGUAAA